Messenger RNA from Cyclocybe aegerita, 1539 nucleotides. The record is from the annotation of a GenBank genome assembly. Lineage: Eukaryota; Fungi; Basidiomycota; Agaricomycetes; Agaricales; Hemipholiotaceae.
AUGUUCCCUAAAACCACCCUCCUCACUCUCUCCUUCCUCGCCGCUGCUCUUGGGCAACAAGUCGGCACCUACCAGACCGAGACGCACCCCGCCCUUCCGUGGCAGAAGUGCACUACGUCUGGCUGCGCGACGCAGUCGCAGGGCAAGAUCGUGCUCGACUCCAACUGGCGCUGGCUCCACUCCACCACGGACUACACCAACUGCUACACCGGCAACACGUGGAACACGACCGUGUGCACCGACGGCACGACCUGCGCGGCCAACUGCGCUGUCGACGGGGCUGACUACUCGGGCACCUACGGCAUCACGACGAGCGGGAACGCGCUGACGCUCAAAUUCGUGACGACGAACAAUAACGGGAAGAACAUUGGUUCGAGGGUGUACAUGAUGGCGAGCGACACGCAGUACGAGAUGUUUAAGCUGCUCAACCAGGAGUUCACCUUCGACGUCGACCUUUCGAAUUUGCCGUGCGGGUUGAACGGGGCGUUGUACUUCUCCCAGAUGGACGCGGAUGGUGGGUUGUCUAAGUACCCCACGAACAAGGCUGGCGCCAAGUAUGGCACCGGAUACUGCGAUUCGCAGUGCCCAAGGGAUAUCAAGUUCAUUAACGGCGAGGCUAACUCCGUCGGCUGGGACCCCUCCUCCAACGACGACAACGCCGGAUCUGGGCAAUACGGCACCUGCUGCAACGAAAUGGACAUCUGGGAGGCCAACUCUGUCUCCGCCGCCUACACCCCACACCCCUGCACUGUCGGCGGGCAGUCGCGCUGCACGGGCGACGCCUGCGGGACCUCCGACCGCUAUGCAAGCGUGUGUGACCCCGACGGGUGUGACUUCAACUCGUACCGUAUGGGCGAUACCACAUUCUACGGGAAGGGCCUCACUGUCGACACCUCGAAGAAGUUCACCGUCGUCACCCAGUUCAUAACCGACAGCGGCACUGCAGCCGGCACCCUCAAGGAGAUCAGGAGAUUGUACGUGCAGGAUGGGAAGGUCAUUCAGAACUCCAAGACGAACAUCCCUGGAAUCAGUACACCGUACGACAGCAUCACGGAGCAGUUCUGCGACGAUCAGAAGGCAGCGUUUGGCGACACCACUUCCUUCCAAAACAAAGGCGCUUUGGCGGGCAUCGGAAAGGGUAUGCAGGAGGGUAUGGUGCUCGUACUCAGCGUGUGGGACGACCAUGCCGUGAACAUGCUCUGGCUCGACUCGACGUACCCGACCGACUCUACCAAGCCCGGUGCUGCACGCGGUACCUGCCCGACGACCUCCGGAGCACCCAAGGACGUUGAAGCUAACAGCCCAAACGCCAGCGUCACAUUCUCCAACAUCAAGUUCGGUGACAUCGGCUCGACUUACACGAAUACCGGAUCGACGCCAGGAAACGCCAGCAACCCUGGCUCACCGACUACGACAGCACCUGCGGCGACUCAGACAAAGUACGGUCAAUGUGGUGGGCAAGGAUAUACUGGACCUACAGCUUGUGUCUCGGGAUCAACUUGCCAAACUCUCAACCCCUACUACAGCCAGUGUCUCUGA